AAAUCCACCAAUUCCACCAAUUCCACCAAAUCAACACAAACAAUCCUCCAUAUCCGCCGAGCUUGUUUCACCCCCUGCUUAUCCUUUCUAUCAAUUUACGGUCCUCGAUUAUUGGGAUUGAGUCUCCAAUUCUUGGAAACGAGGUUUUCCACUUCUUGACCCCGCUCCGUCAUAUGAUCACAAGCCAGACAGACGGUGAUGUGUCCUGAUAUCAAUUCUCUGCCUGCUUCCCCAUCGCCUCAUACCCAUACCCGUACUUCCUCUUCCCCGCAUCGCCAACGGGCUGUGUACGACCCCUUGCAUCUGCAAAAUUCUCCGUCGGGUUUCUCCUUUCUCAGCCUGGCCACCAUGAAUAAUAGUCCUAACAGCCACUUGGGCGAUCCCAAUCACGCCGUUGCCACUGACCUGCCUCAUCGGCCUGCUCCGAUUUCCAGUACUCGUUCGGGAAUCGCAGGUCCGGAACGACGCAGGUCCGCCGCCGGGUCCAACUCAAUUUUGAACAGCAACAACAACAGCAGCAGCAACAGGAAUGGCAACGCUAGUGAGUCGGUGUCGGGCGAAUCCCCGCUUGCCCCUCACGACCAUCGCUCCUCGUUGAGCCACAAUGCACUGCGUACCUCUAGUUCCUCCAGUCUCGGGGGUAGUCCAAUCAUCGCCUUGGGGGACCCGCAUCACCAGCGCGCGCCCUCGUUGGGGGAACUCCAUCAGGAAUUAGAACAGGAGCAGGAAGCACAGGUGAAUCGACUGCUGCAGAUGAUCCGCAGCCAGCAGACUCAAUUGCACCAACUCCAGCAACAGCACCAGCUGUCGCACCCGUCGUCCGGCACGGCAGUGGUCGACGACGCUGCCGUCCCCUUUCCCCCGGUUCCUCCGCACCCCGCCUCCGGUAGUCGGGCAUCGACCCAAUUAGCGUCCUCUCUGUCGAGUCGGCGCCCCUCCCGGCCCUCCAGUCAAGCCGGCUCACCCAGCCUGCGUCCCCACGCUGAUUCGUCACGCGGCCCGGAGGGACUGGAGUGGGUUGGAGGCAUCGGGGAGAGCCCUGUCCGGCGGGGAAGCAGGGAUGAAAGUGCAUUCUACCAGGCUGAGGCGGCUAUGCUGACCCGGGAGAAUCAGAUGCUGCGACAGCGCAUUCGCGAGCUGGAACGCCAAGUCAGCGAGCUCACUGUUGGUGCCCAACCACUUCAACGUUCUGCACUCUCUGGCAGCCAGGACACCGACAAUGCCGGCGUCCAGGAACCCGCGGGACGAGGAUCGGCAAGCGACUUGUCGGACAAGACAUGACUGACUUUGGGCCACAUGGGAACACAUUCUGCCUCCUUCUCCUCCUGGCAUAAAGUUUAAGGAUGACCCUCCAGAUCGGCGGUGAUCGGCACAUUCUUCUGAUCUUUACCGGACGGCACUGACAACGAUAACUACCCGAUUAGCCGACCAGCGCCGCGGAGCAGAAAAUGGUAUAAAGUGUCUAUUCACCCGGUCCGAUCAUUCAAUACAUACCCCUUCUCUCUUUCCUACGCGGUGGAUACCAACUCGCCAAGCGUUUCCCUUCUUUUUCUCUUCAUGCAUUGUACAUAAGUACACCUAAUGACCUAAUGUACACAGCGAAUCCCGGCGUUGAAUGAUAAUGAAGCCAGUCACUGGCCUGUGG
Aspergillus brunneoviolaceus CBS 621.78 is the source of this 1645-nucleotide messenger RNA. RefSeq lists its product as uncharacterized. The transcript is spliced from 3 exons. NCBI's taxonomy places the organism in Eukaryota, Fungi, Ascomycota, Eurotiomycetes, Eurotiales, Aspergillaceae. The record is from RefSeq and is a predicted model, not a curated record. The coding region runs from base 349 to 1281 and encodes 310 amino acids.